Limulus polyphemus (Atlantic horseshoe crab) is the source of this 2121-nucleotide messenger RNA. Its product is annotated as protein unc-93 homolog A-like. NCBI's taxonomy places the organism in Eukaryota, Metazoa, Arthropoda, Merostomata, Xiphosura, Limulidae. Bases 189 to 1784 code for a protein of 531 amino acids. Gene Ontology annotation, biological process: regulation of potassium ion transport; regulation of muscle contraction. The record is from RefSeq and is a predicted model, not a curated record. The transcript has 4 exons. Gene Ontology annotation, molecular function: potassium channel regulator activity. Gene Ontology annotation, cellular component: striated muscle dense body; plasma membrane.
AUCUCAGCCCGUGCAGAUUGCUACAUAAGCACGCAAUAUAAGUGGCUGUUGUUGUUUAGGGCUGACAGGAAUCAGGACUUUAAAAUCGUCGUGAUUUCAGGAAUGCUGAUAGGUUUUUCUGAAAUUCACCAAAGACCAUCGACAUUUAUGUUCAAAAUAAAUUAAUUAAAAAAAAGAGGAAAGGAAUCAUGGCGGAAUUAAAACGAAUCACAAGCCUAGAAGACAGUCUUCCCGAGGAAGGGAAUGUGAACACGUUUUUUUAUCAGACUCAUAGUGUCACCGACGAAGGCCCGAAUGAAGCGGUAAGGGAAAAAGAACAAAAGGCUGAGGUGAGAAAGAUUGAACAUCGUGAUCUUCAAAACCUAGAAGACAGUGAAAAACGUAAAAGAAAAAUUAAGAUAAUAAAAAACCUUCUUGUUAUCAGCUUUGGAUUCCUUCUUCUUUUCACUGCCUUCCAGUCUCUUUCCAACUUACAAAGCAGCGUAAAUAGUGUGCAAGGCCUAGGCACUGCGUCCCUUAGCGUAAUUUACGCAGCUUUGGUUGUUUCUUGUAUGUUUGUACCAACAUUUAUAAUUAAGCUUAUAGGCUUAAAGUAUACCUUGAUUGCCUCGAUCCUCAUGUACAGCACUUAUUUUGCAGCGAAUUUCUACGCCCACUGGUAUACUCUUAUACCGACGUCGAUCAUCUUGGGGUUAGGGGGUGCCCCUUUGUGGACGGCAAAAUGUGCCUAUCUGACAGAGACUGCUGGCCAAUAUGCUGCUAUUACAGGUCAAACCGUCGACAACUUGGUGGUUCGAUUCUUUGGCGUGUUUUUCAUGAUCUUUCAGUCUGGUCAAAUCUGGGGAAAUUUGAUCGCCUAUCAUGUUCUCAGCCCUCAAACUGAUUCUGCGAACGCCACAUUGGAACUGGAUCCAACAAUCUACGAAACAUGCGGGGCAAACUUCUGUAACGAAAACAAAGUAGUGUCCAAUAAUACCAACCUUGAGAGACCCCCCGACUCUAAAGUGUACACAUUGUGUGGGAUUUACACUGGAUGUUCAAUUCUUUCUGCUCUGUUUGUAUUUGCAUUUUUAGACCCCCUUCAUAGAGAAGGGGAUGAAGAUAAAAAAGGGAAAGCAAGACCGUCUUUUGGACUUCUAAUUUCAACGUUUCGUCAUUUGAAAAACCCUUAUCAGAUUCUAAUUGUUCCAAUUACAAUAUUCAGCGGUUUAGAGCAAGCUUUUGUCAUCGGAGACUACACUAAGGCCUUCGUCAGCUGUGCUUGGGGAAUCCACAACGUGGGGUACGUAAUGAUUUGUUUCGGAGUGGCUGAUGCCCUAUCGUCGAUAGCUUUGGGCCAACUAAUUAAAUGGUUUGGGAGAAUUGUCAUCUUUACUAUGGGGGCUCUCGUCAAUGUAGCUACCUUAAUAACUAUGUUUUUAUGGAAACCUCUACCCGACAACGUCACGGUGUUCUUUGUUAUUGCUGCCCUCUGGGGAUUGUCAGACGCAGUGUGGCAAACACAAAUUAAUGCUGUAUAUGGAAUCCUGUUUCCUAGCAACGAAGCGGCAGCUUUUGCUAACUAUCGUCUAUGGGAGUCACUAGGUUUCAUCAUUGCCUUCGCAUACGCCCAAUUCUUAUGCAUCAACGUGAAGAUGUACAUUUUACUGAUAGUUUUAGGAAUAGGAUAUUCUGGGUAUCUAGCUAUCGAGAUCCAUCUACGCAUGCGUCUUCGAAGACAGGAACCAUCAGAACCAGCUAACGGUACUUUCGAAACAGGAAUGCCAGAAAAGAUAUCGAACUAGGUUAUACGUCGACCUUAGAGAAAGAAAAAUAAGUUUUAUAACCCCAACCUUCAUUUUAAAUUUUGGGGCAUGUUAACCCUUCUUUUUUCUUUUAGAUUUUGGAUUAUUAUUAACUGAAGCAUCUUAUGUUGACAAUCUUAUGAAACAUGAUAUAUUUUAUUCAAGAGAAGUUGAAUUUUUAAUUAAAAGGUACUAUACGUGAUGACGCUAUGAACUUUAAGACUUGUGUGCCAUGAAUUGAUGUAAUGCAAGACUUAUGGCAGAAGCAAACAACAAAUCUUUUCUUGUAUGAUGUGAUCACAGAAGUUGGUUUUUAAGCGCCUGUUUUUCACUAAAU